Messenger RNA from Trichoderma reesei QM6a, 1746 nucleotides. RefSeq lists its product as uncharacterized. The transcript is spliced from 2 exons. Bases 1 to 1320 code for a protein of 439 amino acids. Gene Ontology annotation, cellular component: cytoplasm; eukaryotic translation initiation factor 3 complex; nucleus. NCBI's taxonomy places the organism in Eukaryota, Fungi, Ascomycota, Sordariomycetes, Hypocreales, Hypocreaceae. The record is from RefSeq and is a predicted model, not a curated record. Gene Ontology annotation, biological process: translational initiation. Gene Ontology annotation, molecular function: translation initiation factor activity.
AUGGAGGACAUUCUGAAGGCCCUGCCAGCCGAUGGCUCGUCAAUCCUGCACAAAGUGGCGCCGUACCUGAGCCGUCACCUGCUCUUCCCGCUGAUCCAGUUCGAGGGCGAGCAGGCCGAGGAGAAGGGCGAUGCCGAGCUGGCCAAGAAGAUCCUGUCGGGCAAGAUCAAGCUGCUGGACGACACCAACAUGACCGACUACGUGGCGAGCCUUUACUGCGAGCUGCACGGCGUGGCCGAGGCCCCGGCUGAGUACACCAAGAAGAGGCAGGACGUGCUGGCACAGCUGGACAAGUACGAGAAGGCGACGGAGCAGAUUGCCAACCUGCUGACCCAGGACGAGGUCGUCAACGGCCUGCGGAGCGACAAGGUGGCCAACUUGGAGUUUCUCAAGAACCAACACGGAGUCACCAUCGAAAUGGUAAACGCUUUGUAUGACUUUGGCCAGUUCCAGUUUCGAUGCGGUCAGUACGGCCCUGCCGCCGACAUGCUCUACCAGUUCCGAGUUCUCUCCACCGACAACGACAAGGUGGCCGCUGCGACCUGGGGAAAGCUUGCUUCCGAGAUUCUGUCCACAAACUGGGAGUCUGCCGUUGACGAGCUCAAGAACGUCCGAGAGGGUAUCGACACCAGACUCUUCAACAACCCCCGAGCCCAGCUUGACCACCGGACCAUGCUUAUCCACUGGUCCCUCUUCCCCCUGUUCAACUUCGAGGGUGCCCGGGAGCCCAUCCUGGACAUGUUCUUCUCCGCCUCCUACAUCAACACCAUCCAGACCUCUUGCCCCUGGAUCCUGCGGUAUUUGAUUGCUGCCGUUAUCACCGGCCGCACGCGCGCGCGCAACAGCUCGGUCCAGCAGAAGCAGCUCAAGGACAUUGUUCGCUACGUCCGACAAGAGGCCUAUGAGUACGCCGACCCCAUCACCCAGUUCGUCAACGCCCUCUACAUUGCCCACGACUUUAACGCUGCUCGCGAGGCUCUUCGCAUGGCCGAGGAGGUGUGCCGCAGCGACUUCUUCCUGGCUGCGUCCACCGAUGCCUUUGUCAACGCCGCCCGCCACCUCAUCUGCGAGAGCUACUGCAAGAUCUUCAGCCGGAUGAACAUUCGAGACUUGAGCGCCAAGCUCGGCCUGAACCCCGAUGAUGGCGAGAAGUGGAUCGUGAACCUGAUCCGCGAGACUCGCCUGGAUGCCAAGAUUGACAGCCAAGACGGUACCGUCAUUAUGAACCACCCUCCCAACAACGUUUACCAGCAGGUCAUUGAGAAGACCAAGGGCGGUUUCUUCAGAACACAAGUCCUCAACGCCGCUGUCUCCAAAUAAGAGAGAAGCGAUAGAAGGAGCUUGCAGAUGUGUUUGACAUGGCAAAGCAAAAUUGCCUGGCGCUGAACAAGGGUAUCAUUCUCGAAUAAAACUUUGAUGCCGAGUCUGGGAACUCGGCCACGCGGGUGAACGCUCUUAAAGACCAAAAGGAAAUACCAAUGUUUCUUUCUCAAUCCAAAGCUCCUCGAAGACGGUCGGUUUGCCAAAAAGGGAAGAAGAUCAAGGGAGGGAAAAAGCAAAGAAAGACUAGACCGGCCCCUUGUUUUAUAUCACAUGUUCUUUAUUUUUUUAUUAUCUCUCUUCCUCUCUCUGGUGAUGCGGUUUGCAUUGCACGGCGUUCAAUAGGUAUAAGACAGGGAUGGGGAAGAUGUCUUCUUGAGGGAGGAGAGGGCCAGGGUCGUUUUUCUAAUGAGAUUGACUGUUUUG